Messenger RNA from Drosophila bipectinata, 624 nucleotides. RefSeq lists its product as uncharacterized. NCBI's taxonomy places the organism in Eukaryota, Metazoa, Arthropoda, Insecta, Diptera, Drosophilidae. The record is from RefSeq and is a predicted model, not a curated record.
AAUUCAGUUGUUCUACAGACAUUCGAUUUACAAGUUGGUUGAGAGACUUUAUAAACAAUGGCUAAUACUCCACAAUCAACACUCCCUGCGGUUCACAUUGAAACUGCCAAAAGGCGAAGAGGAAAGCCUCGUAUUAAUGAUAAAAUCAGCCCAGACACCUUUCCCACAAUCUUCAGCAGGAUAAUGCUAAAUACCAAUACUCCCCAAGAACCACCCACUGAUGAUAUUUGGGAUUAUACACAGAUCCUAUGCUUUCUUUAUCUGGAGAACUAUGCAGCCCGGAAGCGGGUCUAUCAUAUGUUUGUAUCGACGGACAAGGAUUGCGAAAAGGAUUAUGAGGAAGUGCGGAAAGUUUACAAAGAUCGGAAGGACUUGAAGAUAGUCAACCAACUAACCGAGAACACGCUCUGCGCCCGAACUUUAUAUGAAAGGGUUAAGAAAUUAUUCAGCGAUGCCAAGUGGAACAAACAAGGUAAUGUCUUCGAAUUGGAUAUGACAGCCGAGACUGGGAUCUGGGCCGUGUCAAGGAGAAUAAAUAAAAUCCGCUCGGAGGAGCAUGAGAAACUAUUCAACUACAUACGAUUUUUGAGCUUUUCAAAUACUUAAAAUCCUCUAUCUUGUGAU